Molecule: messenger RNA, 3555 nt
Organism: Lampris incognitus (smalleye Pacific opah)
Lineage: Eukaryota; Metazoa; Chordata; Actinopteri; Lampriformes; Lampridae
Exons: 10
Coding region: 306-1475 (389 amino acids)
Source: RefSeq, a predicted model, not a curated record
CGGCGGUUUGACGCACGGGCCAGGGGAGUGUCAAGUGCGCGCGCCCACCACGUCCGCGUAAGUCCACGUUUUGCCUUGUUGUUUACUUCUCCCGCCGGACCGCCGAGUCGUCCAUGGACCCGGGUACUUAACAACGACUCGGUUUUGUUUUCUUAAGCGGGACAGCCCCACCCCACCACCACCACCACCACCACCACCGCCGCCCCUUUUUUCUUUUCGGUACUCCGGUCGACGAAGUUCUGCGCUUCACCCGCGCCCGGAAAACACGCUCCCCGCGCAGGGUUUGUUUACCUCCGGGACGAAACAUGGACGUCCGGUACCGGGGUCUCGUCGCCACCAUAAAGUGCCUCUCCGUGUUGACGGCGAUCGAAUGUGCGACAGACUGUCUCCCGGCUCCUGCGCUGUCUUACCAGUGGACCGACGCCUUCCACGUUAAGCUGAACUGGCAGAGGCCGCGGACCGCGGGGAGCUCGGUGAGCUACCGCAUCAGCGACUCGGCGGGGCAUACGAAGAGCACAACAGAACAGUUUUAUGACCUCAGUGUCUCCACAGAGGAGCUAGACUCUGGUUUCUGGUGCACGCUUUACAUUGAAUCAAGUAACUGUGAGCCUAGCAAACCAUCAAAGUGCACCAUCACUCCCCCAGUGAAACUGGUGAAGAACUUCACAUGUUCCCUCUACGACCGUGAUGCCGUUAACUGUUCCUGGAUCCCAGAGAAACACUCCUCGGACCUCCAGGCCUUCCACAGGUUCUUUGUGGACACUGAAAAUAAAGUUGCUGAAGACAUCCCGCUAGACUGCAAGUCCCUUGGCAACAACAAAAUGGGGAGCUGUACGUUUGUGACCAGGAACCUCACCGACACUCACUGGAUACUGAUCAACGGGACGCUCAACGGCCUGCCAGUCCAUAACACCUUCAAACGCCAGCCCAACAAAUAUGUUAAAAUCCCGCCGCCCGAAGUGACCAUCGUGGAGGACGGGGACCACCUCACAGUGACCCUUAAGCAUGUAGACGUAGGGCCACAUACGGAGAGUUGCUGGGAUUACCAGGUCAGCUACAGUAAAUGCAACGAGCCUGAGCAACAAGCGAGCAGUAGAGUCGCCACGGUGACGAUACCGUACGACAAGCGGUGCCAGUACAAGUUCAAGGCCAAGGCUGUCUUCAAAAGAAUCUGUGGCGUCGGCGGAAGUGACUUCAGUGAAUAUAAAACUCACGGCGUGAAUAAACCCUCUUACUGGCUGGCGGCCGUCGUCGUCAUCCCCGCCAUUCUGGCCAUCUUCGUCGUCCUGGCCGGCUGUUGUGUCAAGAGGUGCAAACCCAUUAUCUUCCCUGCCAUCCCAGAUCCCUCUGUGAUAUUCAAAGAAGUUAUGAACAGAAAUAAAGAGAGUCCAAUAGAGCAUCUUUAUGUUCCAGAGACGGAGGAUGUGGAGUCGGGGAAAAUUGUACUUGUAAUGGAAGAUGGCUCCACUCAGUAAAACUCUUGAGAGACACACAACACACACAACGCACACACACACAAACACACACACACACACACACACACACACACACACACACACACACACACACACACACACACACACGAACAGUUGUCCUGAUGGCUGUUGUGUCAGAGCAUAUCUACUACCUGGCCCGAGAGGAGGCGUACGAGUUUUCAUCCUUCGCUGAAAACCGAGGUGACCCCGACGACGUUGAGCUGAACCACGGCUGCGGUACCAACGGCUGCCAAGAACACGACCCGCUGGAGCUACCCUUAAAAGCUGGACAGCUAUCUUGUACCCGCCUCGCGCCCAAGUCAGUGGGAACGAGUCGGCAUGGAUCUUUCCUACCGGGUUCCACGACACCCCGGGAUUUUGCACAGGUCCAAAACUGCCUGGAUUUUUUUUUGGAAUGCAACGGAAAACAUGGAUUACCAUCAGGAGAACCUCACCGGUUACCAUCGGACGUGCGGAGGACAUCAGCAUCUCGUGAUGCAAAGGUUCAGACGAGCUGGCACGCUGCCACGAGGCGUCAUAAGGUGGCUGAAUAAAGACUGCUGUGAUAUAGAGGACCACCUGACCGAACGCCAGCUCGUCCGCACCACGUGCCGUGUCGACUCUCCACUGUAAACGGUACAGAAUUGAAGCUGCAGACCCAGGACGAGCUGGUAUUUACCCAGGGUCGUAUUCGAAUGACCCACGGCCUGUGAUCGUGUAUGGAUGACGAAACGCGGAUCGACCCUGCGUUAAGUGACUUGUGUCAUAUCCAAUACAGGUUUUAUGUGUGAAUGGGGCUUUGUACAUGGUCGGUGGCGGGCAGCUUCGGCAGUUGGGGACAUUUUGAUGAAUAGGAGGGCAAGAGUGAGCCGAAUGAUGCUGCACCUAGUAAGAGCUUUACUUGCCGUAAACACAUGGCACAACAGUCCAUUACUUGAAAUGCACUAAGCACAGGGCACGAGAGCAAACGGGUAACGGCCUCUCGCUGCCACUGUGACUACUGUAAGUCAAUACGACCUUAUUGGAGGUAGACAAUAGGGUUAACCAUAAGCUCACUGGUUGCAAAGUACAAACUGAGCUUGGCUUGGGGGUCACCGAGUCAUGUCUCAUAUAUUCAGAAUGUUCGAGAGAGGAUGUCCAGGUGGCGUGGCAGUGUAUUGCCUACCAACACGGGGAUCCCAGUCCAAAUCCCUGUGUUGCCGGGCGUCCCUACAGACACAACCGGACGUGUCUGCAGGUGGGAAGGCGGAUGUGGGUAUGUGUCUUGGUCGCCGCACUAGCGCCUCCUCUGGUCGGUUGGGGCGCCUGCUCAGGGAGGAGGGGUAACUGGGGGGGAAUAGCGCGAUCCUCCCACGCGCUACGUCCCCCAUGUGAGACCCCUCGCUGGCGGCUGGCGACUCCACAUGUAUCGGAGGAGGCGUGUGGUGGUGUGCAGCCCUCCCCGGAUCGGCAGAGGGGGCGGAGCGGCGACCGGGACGGCUCGGAAGAGUGGGGUGAUUGGCCGGAUACAUUCAUUCAUUCAUCAUUCAUUCGUUAUCUGAACCGCUUAUCCUGCUCUCAGGGUGGCGGGGAUGCUGCAGCCUAUCCCAGCAGUCACUGGGCGGCAGGCAGGGAGGCACCCUGGACAGGCCGCCAGGCCAUCACAGGGCCCCCCCACACACACACACACACACACCUAAGGACAAUCAAAUACAGCCAAAUCACCUGACCUACAUGUGUCUGGACCGUGGGAGGAAACCGGAGCCCCCGGAGGAAACCCACGCAGACACGGGGAGAACAUGCACACUCCACACAGAGAACGACCCGGGACGACCCCCAAGGUUGGACUACCCCGGGGCUCGAACCCAGCACCUUGUUCCUGUGAGGCGACCGCGCUAACCGCUGCACCACUGUGCCACCUGUCCAGAUACAAUUGGGGAGAAAAAUGUUCAAGGAGUUAAUCUUGCGAGUGAGUCCUUAUUAAAAUCUUUCAGAAAACAAUGUGGAGUACAAACUCUCCAGUCACAUCCUAAACUCUGACUUGAUUUUUGAAAGUGAGGAAAUGAGACCACCUGUUUGUUCUGCUUUAUAUAUAUAUAUA